Daldinia vernicosa is the source of this 702-nucleotide messenger RNA. Its product is annotated as peptidase S8/S53 domain-containing protein. Lineage: Eukaryota; Fungi; Ascomycota; Sordariomycetes; Xylariales; Hypoxylaceae. The transcript has 4 exons. The coding region runs from base 1 to 702 and encodes 233 amino acids. The record is from RefSeq and is a predicted model, not a curated record. Gene Ontology annotation, molecular function: serine-type endopeptidase activity; tripeptidyl-peptidase activity. Gene Ontology annotation, biological process: proteolysis.
AUGGCCGAGAUUAAGGGGCCGCGUAAGGACAGGAGGCAGCCUAGACCCCAGGAGAAAAAGACGAGAUCAAUGUCCCGCCAUAGAAAUGAGAGGCGUCAACAAUCUAAUUGCUCCGAAAUAGGAACACCAGAAUGCAUCGCGAAACUCCAUGAUAUCCCACCUGCUGAUAAGGCACACCCCAACAUGUGGAUGAAACUGGGCCUCCAAGGCGUCACCGUCGUAGGCUCAGCCGGAAAUAGCGGCCCUCUUGCGACCCGCCAAUGUAUGCCGUCUAACUUUGGUACAUUUUACGCUUCUCAUCCGGGAAGUUGUCCAUACGUCACAUCAGUCGGCGCCACGAUGUUGCUGUCAAAUAGGAGCCAGACCGUGGCCAAAGAUACCAAUUGGGCCUCCUCCGGCGGAUUCUCGUGGUAUUAUCCAACACCAGCUUCUGGUAGUGGGCUCCCCGAUAUCUCGGCCCUUGAUAAAAAUGUUGCUGUUGCCGUGCUAGGCGAGCUCGAUGUCGCCGAUGGCACCUCGGCCGCUACUCCGUUGGUCGGCGCCAUAUUUAACCGCAUCAACGAGGAGAGGCUUGCAGUCGGCAAGUCGACUGUGGGAUUUGUCAAUCCCGUCCUCUAUGCUAAUCCUGGAAUGUUCGAUGACCUUGUAACUGGCGACAACUCCAUGUGCGAUAUAGAAGGUUUCAAUGCUGUAAAAGGGUAG